Molecule: messenger RNA, 1240 nt
Organism: Phascolarctos cinereus (koala)
Lineage: Eukaryota; Metazoa; Chordata; Mammalia; Diprotodontia; Phascolarctidae
Gene: DGAT2L6
Product: diacylglycerol O-acyltransferase 2 like 6
Biological process (GO): lipid metabolic process
Cellular component (GO): endoplasmic reticulum membrane
Source: RefSeq, a predicted model, not a curated record
AUGGCCUUUGGCUCCACAUUGGAUUUCCAGGCUGUCCUCCAGACUCUUUCGGUUCUACAUUGGGUCCCCCUCUAUGUGGUACUAGGAGCAAUCCCCAUCAUUUUUGUGCCUGUCCUGCUAUUCACCAAGUACUGGAUGGUGUCUGUGCUUACCUUAGGCUGGCUUCUAUAUGACUGGAAAACUCACAGUCAAGGUGGCAGGCGCUCAAACUGGGUGAGGAACUGGACCCUUUGGAAGCAUUUCCGGGACUAUUUUCCUAUUAAGCUGGUGAAAACUUGUGAGCUCUCCCCAAGUCACAACUACAUCAUUGCUGCCCACCCCCAUGGGAUCCUCUCCUAUGGGAUCUUUUGCAACUUUGGCACAGAGUCCACUGGCUUUUCUAAGAUUUUUCCUGGGAUCACCCCCUCUCUCGCCACCUUGGAAGGGAUUUUCUGGAUCCCAAUUGUCCGGGAGUAUGUGAUGGCAAAGGGCAUAUGCCCAGUGAGUCGCUCAGCCAUAAAAUAUUUGCUGACAAAGAUGGGCUCCGGCAAUGCUGUGAUCGUGGUGGUGGGAGGGGCCGCCGAAGCCCUCCUGAGUGUCCCUGGAACUGCCAAAAUCAUCCUGAAAAACCGCAAAGGCUUCGUGCGGCUGGCCUGCCAGACAGGGGCGUACCUGGUUCCUUCCUAUUCCUUUGGAGAGAAUGAUGUUCACAAGCAGGAGAUCUUUACUGAUGGCACCUGGCUGAGGUCUAUCCAGGGCUUCUGCCAGAGGAUAUCCAAGUGCAUCCUGGGCCUGAGUUUCUGCACAUUCCAUGGCCGAGGCCUCACCAGGAACUCCUGGGGCUUUCUGCCUUUCAACCUGCCCAUCACCACUGUUGUUGGGGAGCCCUUUCCAGUUCCCAAGAUGGAGAACCCAAGCCAGGAAAUAGUGGACAAAUAUCAUGUCCUGUACAUCAAGGCACUGCGGAAACUGUUUGAUGAGCACAAGGUCCGAUAUGGGGUCUCAGAGAGCCAGGAGCUGAUGAUCGUGUGAUAGGACCCCACAAGCAGCAGAAGGAGGGAUCCUGGGAAGGCCUUCUUCAAGCCAAGGUCACAGGAGCAGCCGAACCCAAACAGUGGCCAGUUAGAAAUGAGCACACACCCUCCUUCAGCCUCUUGGCACAAGGGCCGAGCAUGCCUAGCUGCUGCUGCCUUUGGGCUCUCUUCUUUCCUUUUUUUUCCCCUUAGGCGAUUGGGGUUAAGUGACUUGCCCAGGGUCACAC